CAUUUAUUGGGUUUUGGAAUAUAAAUUGUAUGAGGCCAUAAUUAUCAUUAUUCACUAUCACGUCGUGCACGGCAAGGACUGCACCCCGCCCUUUUGUCCUUGCGAAAACCGGGGUGGGAUCCAUUUCACCUUUGUCGCGAAGAACCAUAGCCACUCAGUUUCCGUUUGGGGGACCUUUUUCACCUCAGAUCUCGCCGGACGGUCCACACCAUCACUGGAUUUAAUGCAGGAAUCCAGCCGUCACUAAUGGCCAUUCCCGACAUGCCUCCAUUAUUCUCAAGACCGGCCAGCCUAUGUGGUUCCAGACCGGGCAUUGCGCGAAGGGUGUGGUGUUUGCUAUUAAACCCCCUCACUUGGAUGAUCAUUCGUUCGACGCUUUUAGGAAGAGGGCUAUCGCAACAGGAAACACGAAGGUGCAGCACUUUCUCUAUGCGUACACGGGCUGGCUGUUUUUAGCUUCGGCAUUCGCGACCGCAAUAAAGUUGAAGACACACUUUGUUAACUACCUCGAUCAUUCCUAAGGUCAACUUCGGGCCUAACGGCGAACUUGUGUACGACCCCACCUAUUAUCGUGCAUAACCAAGUCGCGGGUUUGCUACGGUGGAUAUAGUGUUUUACUUUUCCUGACAUCCCUCAGGAGCGACUUGCACUGUCCU
This is a messenger RNA of Cantharellus anzutake, 656 nucleotides long. RefSeq lists its product as uncharacterized. Bases 294 to 521 code for a protein of 75 amino acids. The transcript has 5 exons. Lineage: Eukaryota; Fungi; Basidiomycota; Agaricomycetes; Cantharellales; Hydnaceae. The record is from RefSeq and is a predicted model, not a curated record.